Poecilia latipinna (sailfin molly) is the source of this 1883-nucleotide messenger RNA. Its product is annotated as zinc finger protein GLIS2-like. Bases 221 to 1708 code for a protein of 495 amino acids. Lineage: Eukaryota; Metazoa; Chordata; Actinopteri; Cyprinodontiformes; Poeciliidae. The transcript has 7 exons. The record is from RefSeq and is a predicted model, not a curated record. Gene Ontology annotation, molecular function: RNA polymerase II cis-regulatory region sequence-specific DNA binding; DNA-binding transcription factor activity, RNA polymerase II-specific. Gene Ontology annotation, biological process: regulation of transcription by RNA polymerase II. Gene Ontology annotation, cellular component: nucleus.
UUGUUUAUCCUUAAAGAGAACCGAUUUGCAACUGGUAGCUCACUGGGAGAUGUUACAAGGAGAGCCACACAAACUGGCUUGAUUUUGACUUUUUUUUAAAAAAAAAAAAAUUAUUAUUAUUAUCAUUAUUAUUAUUGUUCUCGAAGACAACGACAGCAUCUCCUAACAAACUACAGAAGCAACGGAGGCGCUCCUAAAAGGGCACCAGUCUUCAGCAGCCAUGCUUUCUCUGGACGAGCCGCUGGACCUGAAGCUUCCCUCUGUGAAGUUUGGAAAGAGGUCCUGUCCCUCAUCGAUCUGUGCUCCUCUCCACACCUCAAGGCCACGCCUGCAGUACACCACCUUCCCAUCGCCGCCCUCCUCACCAGAUUCCCAGUCUUCUCAGGAGCGACCCGGCUGCUGCUUCACCCCUCCAGCCAUGGACCUCAGCAUGUCCCCGUCUUCUCAGCGGGCCCUCUCCCUGUCUCCGUCUCCGUCCUCCCCCUCGUCCCCCUGCCCUCCAUCGCCCCUGGAGUCCCCUCACAGCAGCAGCAGCAGCAGCAGCAGCAGCAGCAGCAGCCCGCAGCCUCACCUCUUCUCUCGGGAAGCGUCUUGGCAUCACAGCGUUGAUGGUGGAGCCUCUCAGCCCGGAUUUCCAUUCUACUUCCCCAUGAGGAGCCUGCAGAGGGGCUACAGCUUUUCCUCCUCUGUGUUUAUCGGCCAGCACAGAGAGAAAGCCGUUUCCCCAGAGCCCUCGCAGGAAGGUCAGCUGGCCUGUCGGUGGAAGAAGUGUCACCUGCUUUUCGACUCACUCCAGGAGUUGGUAGAUCACAUUAACGACUUCCACGUCAAGCCCGAGAAAGACUCUGGGUACUGCUGCCAGUGGGAGGGCUGCGCCCGCAACGGGAGAGGCUUCAACGCCAGGUACAAAAUGCUGAUUCACAUCCGCACCCACACCAACGAGAAGCCGCACCACUGUCCCACCUGCAACAAGAGCUUUUCACGUCUGGAGAACCUGAAGAUUCAUACCCGCUCCCACACAGGCGAGAAGCCCUACAUUUGUCCUUAUGAAGGCUGCAACAAACGCUACUCCAACUCCAGCGACCGCUUCAAGCACACGCGCACCCAUUAUGUGGACAAGCCUUACUGCUGCAAGAUGGCGGGCUGUUUGAAACGCUACACGGAUCCCAGCUCACUGCGGAAACACAUCAAGGCCCACGGCCACUUUGUCGCCCAGGAGUCGGGUCCUUCUCCCAGGCUGCGGACUGGAAUGGGGCUGGGGUUCUCUGGACACCAAAACCCCGCCGAGCUGCCCUCCGUAGGCGGGGGGCACGUCAUCCUUCCAGGGACAGCGGCAGCUCUUCUCAGCAGCCUUGGAACGUCCUUGCCCCUCUCCGCUCUCUGCCACUCCAGGGCCUUGGAUCACCACGGAGCGCCCAUCUUCUCCAUGAGUGGAGGCGGCCGCUGUGGGAUCAGUCCACUCGGCCUUUCCGAUUCUGCGCUGUUGCACCUCAGGCUCUCUGCCGCGUCUAUGCUGGGGCUGGGAGCUCUGGGAGGUCUGGGUCAGGUGACAGGAAAGGAGCCAGAGGGAGACAGUGAAAACCAGGGGAAAAAAGAGGGCGAGGCUCUCAAUCUGUCUGUCGGAGAGGGACCCAGACCAGGGGAUUCUUUGUCUUGGGUCAUUGUUCCCUCAAACACAUUUUUCCUAAAGCCAACAGCUGUUAGUUAAGCUGUGAGAACCACUGUGAAUAUCGCAGCUUUGGAGGAGGAUCAGAUUUUAAUGGAACCAAAUGACAUCUUAUCAUGGCUUGAUUGCACAGUUAGGAAAUCUGUGAGUUUUGGAUGAACUUACUCGGUUAUGGUACAGUGCAAACAUUGCAGACAUGCCUGGACAAGAAUGUUUU